AUGCCUCAAGAAACUCAGCAGCCGACCGAGCACAAGGAGUCCUUCUUUGAGAAGAUCCUCGGCCACCACCACAAGCAUGGAAACGAGGGCCAGGCCGCCGAGGACAAGCCUCAGGGCAGCGAGGGCGGGCUGCAUUCCGAGCUGAAAAAAGACGAGGAAGGCCUCAAGCAAUACCUCAAAGAGGACAAGGAGCUCGAAGAAGAGGGUCGAACCUAUGGAGGCUUGAUGUAG
Messenger RNA from Penicillium samsonianum, 231 nucleotides. RefSeq lists its product as uncharacterized. Lineage: Eukaryota; Fungi; Ascomycota; Eurotiomycetes; Eurotiales; Aspergillaceae. The coding region runs from base 1 to 231 and encodes 76 amino acids. The transcript is spliced from 2 exons. The record is from RefSeq and is a predicted model, not a curated record.